CAUCUUUGCAGCCUGUCAUCCGUUUGUCUCGCCUGACAACUUCUACAAGGGCUGUGUCUAUGACAGCUGCCACGUGUCCAACCCAGCGGUGGAGUGCACCAGUCUGCAGACAUACGCUGCUGCCUGUGCCCAGUUUGGAGUAUGCAUCUACUGGAGAAACCACACCGAGCUCUGUGCCAGCGACUGCCCAGCUGACAAAGUCUACAAGCCCUGCGGUCCUGCAGAACAGCCAACCUGUGAUGACAAUCCAGACGAGUCUAGGAUGAACUUCACCACAGAAGGCUGCUUCUGUCCUGAUGGGAUGAAACUCUUCAACAAGGAAUCAGGGAUCUGUGUUGAUAAGUGUGGAUGCAUUGACCCUGAAGGUGUUCCGCGAGAGUUCAACGAGAGGUUUGAGUACAAGUGCCAGGAUUGCGUUUGUUUGGAGUCCACCAAGGCUGUGACCUGUAAACCCAAGGUCUGCUCCAAACCACCAGUAGAGAUAUGCACCGGGCCAGGCUUUGUAUAUGUCAACCAAACCGAUCCAUCCGAUCCAUGCUGCUCCAGCCUCGUCUGCCGUUGUGACAGCAGCACUUGCCCACCAACCAACAUGAACUGUCCUAUUGGGUUCGUGCCAGUGGUUUCAGUCCCGGAGGGAAAAUGCUGUCCAGAGCACACAUGUGAGCCUAAAAGAGUUUGUCUUCACAAAGGCGUUGAAUACCUGCCCAAUUCUAAAGUUCCAGGAUCGGAGUGCCAGGAGUGCACCUGCACCAACAAAGUGGACCCCAAGUCUGGUCAUUACCAAAUUGACUGUGGAUUCAUGCAAUGUGACAAAGAUUGUGAAAAAGGAUAUGAGUACCAGGAGCCAGACUAUUCCUCAGAUGACUGCUGCGGUAAAUGUGUUCAGACCCACUGUGUCCUCCAGAUCAAUGGGACCAAGCAGUUGUUGAAGCAUGGAGAUACAUGGUCAGCUCCUGGUGACAAGUGCCAGCAGUACAGCUGUGUGAAAAACGGUGAUAGCUAUCUGACCCAGAGCUCCAACAUCCAUUGCCCACCCUUCCAGCAGGCCAACUGCCAGCCUGGUUCCAUUCAGACCGCUGCAAACGGCUGCUGUAGAAUUUGUGUGGAGAAGGACAAGGCCUGUAAGAUAGGAUCCAUGAAGAGUUUCAUCAACCACAAGAACUGCCAGUCUAUUGAGGAGGUGGAGAUGCCGUACUGUGAGGGAUCCUGCAACACCUUCACCAAGUACUCUGCGAUGGCCGCGUCUCUGGACCACUCGUGCGCCUGUUGCCAGGAGUCCCGGUCCAGUAACCGCACGGUGGACCUACAGUGUCUGAAUGGAGAUGUGGUGCCCUACACCUACCUACACGUGGAGGAGUGUAACUGCAGACACAGCGACUGCCACAGAGCCAUUAGGGUGCCUGUCCGUAAGACACGCAGCAACACGCUGGUGUAAAUGGGAUCCGUACUAAUCCAGAUGGGACAAGUCCAGCACCAAUCCACUCCACUCGCUGCUUACUAAAGAAGACCCUGCUUCACAUGGCUGUUAUUUAUCUAAUCGCUUUGAUUUAUAUGUCAAAUGUAGGUUAAAUGAUAUUUAAAAUGUAGAAACUUAUGCUUACUUAUCUUAUUAAAAUGCAACCCUUCAAAUA
Molecule: messenger RNA, 1631 nt
Organism: Salvelinus fontinalis (brook trout)
Lineage: Eukaryota; Metazoa; Chordata; Actinopteri; Salmoniformes; Salmonidae
Product: intestinal mucin-like protein
Exons: 13
Cellular component (GO): extracellular matrix
Molecular function (GO): protein binding
Source: RefSeq, a predicted model, not a curated record